AAUAGUCUAUGAUAAACUUACAACUAUGUACCCAUAUUUGAAAAAUGGCAACCCUAAUGAUACGCUACCACCCAUUCCAGCAGAUUUUGACCUUCAGUUUAAAGGACAUGUGUUUCGUUGAGGAUCCUGAACAACUGGUGCUGUUGUGUGACUGGGAUGAUCUCAUUACGGUGAUAGGCUCAAAUGUUGUUCUUGACAUUCGAAGAGAAAUCUACAGCAGUCUUGAGUAUACCACAUCGGCUGGAAUUAGUCGGAACAAAAAUACAGCCAAGUUGGCAGGUGGAUUCUUGAAACCAGAUAAUCAGACUAUUAUCCUCAAUAGUCAAAUCCCUAGUUUUAUGAAAAAGUUCGAGCUCAACGACAUUAAUGGAAUGGGUGGGAAAGCUGGAGACCAGAUCCUUAGACGAUUCAACGUUCCCCCAGAUGUAAACUCUAUUGAGUACUUGAAUCAGUUGCCAGCCAAGGACCUUUCUGUUGAAGAGUACCCCAACCUCUAUGAUAUUGUUCAAGGAGAUUUCUCCCAGCCUCUAAGAGACCGGGUAGAAAUCAAGUCAAUGAUGUCGAGGAAGCAGAUGAUGGCCAAGAACCCAAUAAAAACGGUAUACGACUCCAUUGACUGGAUAAAGACGUUUGCCGGUGAUUUAUGUAAUCGGCUUGAAGACCUUGACGAAGAACUGGGGGUCUUGACUCGUCCCAGAACCGUAUCUGUGAACAUUCACAUCAAAGGUUCUAGUAACUCCAAACAAUGCUCUAUACCUGUUGUAAAGGACUUGAAAAAAUUAGAGGCUCUAAUCAUUGCUUCGUGUAUGACUCUCAUUGUCGAGCUAUUGAACAGCAUGUUCGACUUGGCCCGGUUGAACAGUGUAGAGAAGUUGGACUUUAAGAACAUUCACCCGUAUAACAAGAUAGACAUUCCUCACAUUCACAACAUUGCUUGUAUCAUAUCAAACUUGGCUAAAUUGGAAAAUUCCAUAGAUGUAUUUACAACCUCCGACAAGUCGAGUGCCAACAAGAAACUAUUUGAACAAUUUGAACAAGAGCAGAAAAAAAAUGUUGAGUCCCAAACGGCUGAUCCUGUGGUGCAACCAAAGAUGAACAAAGUGUAUAUCAACAAGCUUUUUCAGAAGUACGAACAGGACCAAAGCAAAGAGCCUGUUACACAAAAGAAGGAGCCAUCAGCACCAAAUAAGGCUCCCACCAAAACCAAAAGACCAUCUGCUGCUCCUGAGAAAGUCCCCAUAUCCAAUCCCUCAUCCAAGAAACCUAAGUACAAUAUCCUAGACUCCUUGAAGAAUCGUACCAACAAAAGCUCAUCGCCGGGCCCAACUUCGCGCGAUGUCGACCCAAGUUCUUCGACCUACUACUGCGAUAUCUGCCGCGACAGCUUCCCCGAUUCUCAAGAACACAAAGACUACCAUUUCGCGCUCGAGCUUUCCAAGCUGCUCAACUAACUUUCUCCACACAACUUCAUGUCAAGUCCUUCAAGCAUACAACAAAAUGGCAAUGCCCUUCCCUUCGCCAACUCGGCCACUAUAGUAAGAGCCAAUCAGAAGGAUGCAUACUUUGAGUCGUCACUUCGAAGUCAAAUCCAAGAUGCGUUCCAGAUCUUCAAGGGCCAGCGGUUUAUCAAUAAGUACCCAGAAGAAAUCACUGUGGCUACCAAGCUGAUGUACUUGAUCUUGACGACUUUGGCUGGGUACAGAACCUUGGGAGAAGAGUACGUUGAUUUGCUCUACAUUAAUCGCAGUGGGAAGCGGUUUCCAGGAUUAUUUAGGAGGCUUGGUUUCAUAGUGUCAUAUGCUUUGGCACCUUAUAUCAUUUCCCGAAUUGUCAAGAAAUUCAAGCUUUACAGCUCUGAAAAUGAGAGGAAUAAAGUUAAGAAAUGGUUCAUCGAUGUUUUCUCCAGUUAUACGAGCGUAUUAGACACAAUGAUGAAUUUGCACGUUGCUAUGUUCUAUUUUCAAGGGUCGUACUAUUCUUUAUCAAAACGUCUAUUUGGUAUGAGGUACAUCUUUGGCCACAACAAAGACUUGAACAAGAUGGCUAAGAACUCAAACUACUCGUUACUUGGGUUAAUUAUCUUACUUCAGUUUGUUGUCAAGGGUUUAAUCAAGUUCAAGGCAUAUACUGACCAGACCAAUUUGGAUUCGAGCAUUAUAGUCGAUCAUGAAGACGAUGGUACGUACAAAAGAAUUUCCCAGAUCAAGGUUUCGGCAAAUGAAGUAGACUUAGCAGAUGAUAGCCAACUUCCUUAUAUUCCUGAAGCCUCAAGAAAUUGUAUUCUUUGUCUUUCGCCUAUGGUGAACCCAUCGGCUGCAAACUGCGGUCAUUUAUUCUGCUGGGAAUGCAUUGUGGAUUGGGUAAGAGAAAACCCUGAAUGCCCUCUUUGCAGGACGCUGUGUGUAGAACAGAACUUGUUGCCUUUAAAGUGACUUUUUGCAUGUAUUUAUUAAUGAGUGUAUUAUGAAUAAACUAUACUAGUUACCAGUCGUCCAAUCCUCCCCAACCACCCUCUUCUUGAUCAUCAUCCACCAAGUUCAACUUCAACAGCGAGACUGGUUUCUCUUUGUGGCCUAGCUUCAAUGUAGAUGUCUUCGUCCUAUUGGAAGAUAUAGGCUUUCUUGUGUUCACAGGUUUGGUGGACUUUGCAGCUCUUGGUUUAGGCUUUUCCAACUCCUCAUCUUCAACUCCACCCCAGCCAUCAUCAAAUUCAUUCCAACCAUCUUUUAUGGUCAAAUCUUCAGUUGAAUGUGUAACUGAUGCAAUUGUAGGAGUAUUCCUUGCGCUGUUGCUAUUGUUUGUGGCUAUAAGAUUAACAGUGCUGGAACUCUUGUUGAUUUCAUUAUUCAUUUGGCCCUCGACUCCGGACGAAACGAACUUGUUCAUGAGAUUCCAGCCAAAUCCACUUCCGGAUCCACCAUUACCGGGUGCUACAUCCUUCUUGACUGUUUCGUUGGGGGUCCCAUUCUUAGCCAAGAAUUCCUUUUCUUCCAAUUCUUCAUCUUCUUCAUCUC
Yamadazyma tenuis ATCC 10573 is the source of this 3014-nucleotide messenger RNA. The record is from RefSeq and is a predicted model, not a curated record. Lineage: Eukaryota; Fungi; Ascomycota; Pichiomycetes; Serinales; Debaryomycetaceae.